AAUAACUCAAGUACAUAAGGCCGCCGCUAUCCAUCCUUUUCUAUCUAUCUAUCAUCCAGUUACAUCUAGAGAUUGCCACUUAUCAACGCAUUUAUCAAAUAUCCCUCGUUGGGAUUACUGAAACUACUUCUUGAGAAUUAUACAACAACUACGACACAACUACAACCACCAAAAUGUCCUUCCUCGCCCCCAUCCGCGCAUCUACCCUCCGCCUCUCCCGCCCUGCCUUCGCCUACACCUCCACCACCACCACCUCUCCUGCAGCAGCAGUAGCAGCUCUCCACACCAGCAUUCCUCGUCCAGGCUUGAAGGAGUCGGAUCACAACCGCGACGACCUCGCCAACAUCUACGAGGCCGAGAAGCACGACCAAGUAAAGAGCAGCAAGGAAGGCAAGGCCAAAUGGAAGCAGGAAAUCGCUAGUGAUAGUGAGGCGUCGGUCAAGGCCGAUCGCGGCGAAGUAGACAGUGAUGAUAACAACUUUGGAGCCAUGCAGGAACGGACGAAAGGGUUGCCGAAUAGGGAUGGGCCCGUGAACAAGACUCAAUAAAUUGUUUUACUACUACUACUACUUACUUAAGGGAUGGGUUUUGAGAAUGCAAUGAAAUUAUACUGUUUUUUGUUCAUGUUUGUUUAUUCGGUCGGGUGGCUGGCUUACUUACGAGUUAUUGGGACUGACUGUGAUAUGAUGGGUCAUUUGUAUGAAGUACUUCUGAG
Aspergillus neoniger CBS 115656 is the source of this 715-nucleotide messenger RNA. RefSeq lists its product as uncharacterized. Bases 174 to 548 code for a protein of 124 amino acids. Lineage: Eukaryota; Fungi; Ascomycota; Eurotiomycetes; Eurotiales; Aspergillaceae. The record is from RefSeq and is a predicted model, not a curated record. The transcript is spliced from 4 exons.